This is a messenger RNA of Plectropomus leopardus (leopard coralgrouper), 2538 nucleotides long. NCBI's taxonomy places the organism in Eukaryota, Metazoa, Chordata, Actinopteri, Perciformes, Serranidae. The record is from RefSeq and is a predicted model, not a curated record.
CUUUUUGUGUACGCAUGUUGCCCCCACCUGUGAUUUCUGGGUGUUUAAAUCUACAGAGACAGGAGGCCCGAGAGGAAUACCUCGUAAAUCUAUAGGCCCAUGCUAGUUUUUCACCUUGGUGAGAAAGAGGGAGGACAGAGGAGAGAGGAGAGGGGAGAGGACUGUGACCACGUAAACCCCAAAGACACAACAGUCCUCUAUCAAACCAGUCAGUCAAAUGGACCCAAGGUUCAUCUGUCAUGCAUUAAAUCGUUAAUGGAGGUUUAGAGGAGCGGCGGUGAGGCAUUCAUCCAGGCACUCAGAUCAUUUUGGUGAAGCUAAUCAUCUAUACUACUUAGGUGUCUGUACUCAGGUAGAAAUCUUGAAGGGAGAAACGAAAUGAAGUUUGACUGGAUAUAGUUCACCUGAUUAUUCAACCCCACUUGGAUCAAUCAAGAUUUUUCUUAAAUCUAACUGGACGUGUACUGCGGUCAGCACAUGGAUAGAGAAAGACAAAUGAAGAAGAAGAGGUGAAUUGCCUUAAGGAGUCUUUUGGAAAUGUCGACAGAGGUUUUGCUCAAGGACACAUUGGUACUGCAGUGGAUUUUAGACACAGUUUGUCAAGUUGAUACUUCGGACUUACCCUGAUUUUGGAGAAACGUGGGAUCAUGGCUGUGUGGAUGACUUUAUUUUUGGGGAUCAAUACUACAAGACACAGGCAGCUUCAUAAAAACUGAAGCAACUUGAAAUGUCAGUGAUCUACGUAUCUUCUCUGUGGAUUAAUACUGUUUAUGUCAUCCUGGCUCUCUUUUGGUCGUUAAUGCCUUUUCUUAGAUUUAGCUUUAACAGUUUCCAAGCUGCAAACAAUGUUUACUUUUCACCUGAAUUGCAUGGGACAAAUUUUUCUUCAACCAGCCGCCAACGUCCAUCUGUGCUCCGCGUCACAGCAUGAAAGGUUCAUACAGACUUCUCAAGUUGAACACAGGGGCCAUCCAUCAUAUUACUUUGUGUAAAUUGGCUCCUCAACAUUAGGGCCUGACUGCUGACCUUUGAUGUGUGAACCUGCAAUGAACGGCACUCCUAAUGCCACCAUCACUCCACAGCUGGGACUUGUCCUGAGCCCAGGCGCCGGAGAUGAGGCAUCCCAGGAGAGCGGUGGCAGUGGAGGCAGUGGAGGCCUUUGGGUGACAUCCCUGCUUGGUAUUACGCUGAUGAUCAUGUGCGCCUUGGGAGUGGCAGGCAACACGUACACACUCAUCAUCACCCGCUCUGCCGCUUUGCGCCGCACAGGCUCCAUGUACGUUUACAUCAUCAAUUUGGCUCUUGCAGACCUGCUCUAUCUGUCCACCAUCCCCUUCGUGGUCUGCACCUACUUCGCCCACGACUGGCUGUUUGGUGACGCAGGCUGUCGCAUUCUUUUGAGUCUCGACCUCCUCACAAUGCAUGCCAGUGUCUUCAUUCUGGUUGCGAUGAGCUUGGAACGCUACCGUGCCGUUGCGAGGCCCUUCAGUGCGCACAGGUCCUCGUCUCGUAAUCGAAAGCUAGCAGCCGGGAUCAUCUGGGGGUUGGCUUUCGUGCUGACACUUCCCAUGAUGGUGAUGAUCCGACUCAGGGAGGGCAAACCGACUGCAACUGGUUUGGUUAAGAGGAUCUGCUUCCCCACGUGGACCCCUGAGGCCUUCAAGGCGUAUCUCACCGUCCUGUUUCUAACAAGCGUUUUAGUUCCCGGAUUGGUAAUUGUUGGGCUGUAUGUGGGGCUCGCCAGCCGCUACUGGGCGGUGCAGGCUAGUUUAGGUGGUAGCAGCCGCUCUGUCCGAAGGAGAGGACUCAAACAAAAAGUCGUAUCAAUGAUCUUCAGCAUUGUGGUGGCCUACUGGGCUUGCUUCUUGCCUUUCUGGGGAUGGCAGCUCGCCAAACUGUUCUCUCCAGAGUCCCUCCGAGCUUUGUCUCCAGCUGCUCAUAAUUACGUGAAUUUCUUUGUCACGUGUCUGACUUACGGGAAUAGCUGCAUCAAUCCAUUUCUUUACACUCUUCUGACCCGGAACUAUAAAGAUUACUUGGCUCAGAAAGGUCAGUCUGUAAGUUCAAGCAGGGCUGAACCGGGGUCAGCUGUGACUACACCACUGCAGGAGCUUUAGUGGAUGAAUCAAUAAUCAGUGAGCAUUAACAGUUGAGUGAGAAAAGUUUUAUUGACCCUUAUCGGCCUGCGAGAGGAUGUUUUUGUUCUGUACAAAACUGGAAAAUGGGAUAUUUGUCAGACAUUUCCGAUCUGAUGUAGCACUUUUUACAAACUUUGUAAAUACUGCAAAUAUAAUGCAGUGAGAUUCUACACACGUCCUGCUCCGCUGAAACGUUUAACCAGAGCUUUCAAGGCUUUGGAGAUUUCCAGCACAGCAGGUGGAUGUUUGUGAACAAGAAAGUCUGAUUGCAAGUCUCCUGUUUGGAGAGCAAACGUUACACAUUACACAGUGUUUGAUAUGUGCUUUUUGUCACGUAAUCUAACGCUUAUCUCCACGUGUGUAUCAUAGUAUUUAACUCUUUGAACCCUGAGCACAUUUG